Messenger RNA from Lycium barbarum (goji berry), 4491 nucleotides. RefSeq lists its product as uncharacterized. Gene Ontology annotation, molecular function: protein dimerization activity; antiporter activity; xenobiotic transmembrane transporter activity. Gene Ontology annotation, cellular component: membrane. NCBI's taxonomy places the organism in Eukaryota, Viridiplantae, Streptophyta, Magnoliopsida, Solanales, Solanaceae. The coding region runs from base 98 to 3586 and encodes 1162 amino acids. The transcript has 3 exons. Gene Ontology annotation, biological process: xenobiotic detoxification by transmembrane export across the plasma membrane. The record is from RefSeq and is a predicted model, not a curated record.
AAGUGCAUGCAGAAAGAGGAUUUAUACACAGUUAAGCUCUCUCUAUAACACUCCAAAACAAGCAAACAAGAGGAAACAGGAAGAAGCUUAAAGAAAGAUGGCUGCAGAACAGACCAAAAGGCACUCGACAUUACCAGAGGUCACGGAGGAAUUGAAGAAAAUAAUGGACAGAGGUUUUCCUAUACUUGCUAUGGGCUUGGCGACCUAUUUGAAAAACAUGAUUUUAGUUGUCUGCAUGGGAAGGCUGGGUAGCUUGGAGCUUGCAGGGGGUGCACUGGCCAUUGGCUUCACCAAUAUUACUGGUUACUCCGUAUUGUCUGGCCUAGCCUUGGGGAUGGAACCACUUUCUAGCCAGGCUUUUGGAUCAAGAAACUUAACUGUAGUGUCUCUUGUCCUUCAAAGGACAAUCUUUAUGUUAUUAACUGCAUCUAUACCUAUUGCCUUUUUAUGGCUUAAUUUUGAGUCUCUCAUGCUAAAGCUACACCAAGACUCACAAAUAAUACAUAUAGCAAGUGUAUUUUGCAGAUUUGCUGUCCCAGAUCUUAUUGCUAACAGCCUUCUUCACCCUUUACGCAUCUACUUACGGUGUAAAGGGACAGCAUGGCCUCUAUUGUGGUGUACUUCACUUGCAACAGUGUUGCAUUUCCCUAUCACAGUUUACCUGACUUUUACUCUCUGUCUUGGGAUCCAAGGAAUUGCAAUUUCAACUUUUGUCUCCAACUUUGUCACCUUAUUCUUCCUUUUAGGCUAUAUAUUCUUUACUUCUGACCAAAACGGAUCUCUGUCCAAACCCCUUGCAGAAAAUCUAAAACUUCUUCCUUCCACUUCUGUGGGAGAGCAAUGGAUAAUGCUUCUUCAACUUGCUAUACCUAGUUGUUUAGCAGUAUGCUUAGAGUGGUGGUGGUAUGAAUUCAUGACAGUUCUAGCCGGCUACCUUGACAGACCUGAAGUUCCGCUUGCCGCAUCUGCUAUUGUCAUACAAACCACAUCUCUCAUGUACACAUUGCCUUCAGCCCUAAGUGCUUCAGUCUCAAGCAGGGUAGGGAAUGAACUUGGAGCGGGACGGCCAGCUAAGGCCCGCUUGGCGACAGGGAUAGCCAUAGGGCUGGCUUUUUUGACUUCAGCAUUUGGAUUCUUACUGACCACCUUAGGCAGAGAAGCAUGGGGAAGAGUCUUUACAAAAGAUAGAGAAGUUCUUGAGCUAACAGCGACCGUUCUUCCCAUUAUUGGACUUUGUGAACUAGCUAAUUGUCCACAAACAACAUGUUGUGGGGUGCUUCGGGGAAGUGCUAGGCCCGGUGUUGGUGCAGGUAUUAACUUUUACUCGUUCUACUUGAUGGGAACACCAGUGGCCAUCAUUUUGGCCUUUGUUUGGAAGCUAGGAUUUUUGGGUCUUUGUUAUGGGCUUCUAGCAGCUCAAGUAGCAUGUGUAAUCUCAAUGUUAAUAGUUACUUAUAGUACUGAUUGGGAAGGAGCAUCCUUGAAGGCAAAAGAACUAGUCGGAAGAACUAAUGACAAUCUAUUUCAAAAUUCUUCAUCUAUGGCUGAAAAACAAAAAGGAAAAGUUUUUCUAAGACCAUCAAAGACCGUAGCAAACUUUGAUGAUACACCCUUAUGGAAUCAUGUGAAAGUUAUUCAACUUGCUACUGGUGGUGGUGGAAAUAGGACUUGGUUGUGCAACUAUUGCAACAAAAAGGUUACUGGAUCAUAUUAUAAAGUCAAAGGACAUCUUUUAAAGCUUUCAAAUCAUGGGGUUGAAGCUUGCAAACAAAUAAGUAGUGAUGUAUACGCGGUUUUAAAAUUGGAGCAUGAGCAAGCUGAAAGUAAAAAAUUAUCCAUCCAAGUAAAUGCUAGAAAAAAAUCAGAUUACAUUUCACUACCAGAAGGUUCUGAUUUAGCACAACAGAAAAAAAGGAAAGGUGCAGAAGGUGGAGGUAUUGAAAAAGCUUUCAACCUUCAUCAAAGAAAUACGGCGGGCAAAUUGGCAGCCCGUAUGUUCUAUGCAUCAGGUUUAUCAUUCAAUCUAGCAAAUUCUCCAUACUUCAAAAAGUAUUCAAAGUUUCUAGCAGAUAAUCCUUUAGCUGGUUAUACUCCUCCAACGUAUAAUAGGCUUAGAACGAGUCUUUUAUCUCAAGAAAAGAUGAACAUUAUGACAAAAUUGCAGCCAAUUAAAGAUUCAUGGAAAAAGAAAGGGUUGUCAAUUUGUUCCGAUGGAUGGUCGGAUGUUAAGAGACGACCAUUGAUAAAUAUAAUGGCGGCAUCUAGCGGGGGACCAAUAUUUUUAAAUUCCAUUAAUUCAAGUGGAAUUGUGAAGGAUGGUGACUAUGUUGCUAAUCUAUUUGUUAAAGCAAUAGAAGGAGUUGGUUCGGAGAAUGUUGUUCAAGUUAUAACAGAUAAUGCAAGUAAUAUGAAACUUGCCGGUAGUAUCGUAGAGCAAUCUUUUCCUCACAUCUUUUGGACACCAUGUGUAGUUCAUUGUUUAAAUCUAGCAUUGAAAAGCAUGUGUCAACCUUCGGAAAAAUCAACUCACUAUAAAAAUUGCAAGUGGAUGGUAGAGUUGAUUAGUCAAAUGAACAAUCUGAAAAAUUUCGUGGUGAAUCAUGACAUCGCUCAUUCUAUCUUUAAAAAAUAUUCGGAUUUAUGUAUGUUGAGAGUUGCUGAGACAAGGUUUGCUUCACAUAUUAUCAUGGCUGAUCGUUUUCAAAAAGUGAAGAAGUUUUUAGAGCAAAUGGUGAUGGACGACGAAUGGAAGCACUACAAGGGAGAUAAGGUAAUUGAAGCCAAAACACGUGACAUUAAAUCUCUUAUAAUGAAAGAUGAAUGGUGGGAUAAAGUUGACUUCUUUUUAGAAUUUACGAAACCAAUUUUAUCUAUGCUUAGAAAUGCCGAUCUUGAUUGUCCAAGUUUACACCUUAUAUAUGAUAUGUGGGACACAAUGACCGAGAAAGUGAAGAAAAUUAUUUUUGAGCAUGAGGGGAAAGAUCUCCUUACCGGUCAAUCGGAUUUCUUUGAUACAAUUCACGGAAUUCUUGAGGCUAGAUGGAAUAAAAGCAAUACCCCAUUGCAUUGCAUGGCACAUUCUUUGGUUCCAAAGUACUAUCAUGAAACAUGGCUCAAAGGUGAAAAUGGGAUUCGAAGAUUUCCACCGAAUGAAGAUAGUGAGAUUUCUUUCAAUAGGGUAGAGUGCUUCCGGAGAUAUUUUAGAAAUUCAAAUGAGUUCAAAAAAGUUUCUCUAGAAUAUGGAGCCUUUUGUAGCGGUAGUGGUUAUUUUGGUGAGCCUCAUGUUAUUGAAGCUAUGAUGUAUGAGGAACCUCUUUCUUGGUGGGCGAAUCACGGCGUUUCGGCUCCUCUUUUGCAAAAGUUGGCUUUCAAAUUGCUUUCACAACCGGCUUCUUCCUCUUGUUGUGAAAGAAAUUGGAGCACUUAUUCUAUGAUUCACAAUAUCAAGAGAAAUAAGUUAACAACUACAAGAGCUGAAGAUUUGGUGUUUGUACAUUAUAACAUACGUUUGCUCUCUCGCAAGAAAGAAAAAUAUACGAGUGGUCCAAGCAAGUUUUGGGAUUUGGGUAUGUGUACAAUUUCUUAAAUAAUUUAUUGUAUGAUAAGUUUUAUCCCUUUGAAACAUUUUAAUAUUUCUAAUUCAUUUUCAUGUGGUUCUAGGUGGAGAUCAUGUCGAUAUUGAUAUUGAUGAGACUUCUAAUAGUUUACUUGAGCUAUCGAUGAAUGAACCACAAUUAGAAGGGGUGAUAUUUGGAGAGGAAUUUGAAGACUUGGAGGAAGUUGAAGACAUGGAAGAAGAAAGCUGAUUUGAAUAUGAGUUGACUCUUUAUUUAUGUCUUUUUGAACAUGACUUGAAGUGUAUAUAAUAUAAGUGAUAAGUCUUUUUGAACAUGACUAGAUUCUAUGUAUAAGUCUUUUUGAGCAUGUCUCUCUGUUGAUGUCUUAAACAUAUAAGAUUUCAGAUCUUACUUUGUUUAAAUUGGCUUAUUUUACUCCCAUUUACUUUCCAAAGUUAUUUUCUGCAUCUUGAUUACUAAAGACUGAAGAGGCAAAGCUGUGGAGCAAUAUCAAGAGUUAUGCAACUCUUGGAAGAUAAGUUUUCUUAUGUUUUAUGUUAAUUUCUUUUAAUUAUCUUUGUUAUACUUUAAUAUGUUUUUAAUAUUUAGUUUGCUACUUUGUUGUGUAAAUUGUAGGAGAAAGGAUGGAAUAUUGUCCAUCUCGGAGCACGCAAUCUAGCACCUAGUAGAAUGGAAGAUUGAAUCACAUGUCUCGUACAAACUACAUGUAAGUGCUUCCACAAAAAACUCUCAUAAUCUAGGCAUAUUCUUGUAGCUAUAUUAUUAGAAUUUUGAAUUAUUUUUGUCGAAUCCCCGCACCCGUAUCCGUACCCGGAUCCGUACCCACGAAUCUUAAAAUUUAGAUCAUGCCGAGUCCGACCUCUAGAUCCAUACCCGUAUCCGACACCCGCACCCGAGUCCGAGCAACAUAGAU